Apaloderma vittatum (bar-tailed trogon) is the source of this 771-nucleotide messenger RNA. Its product is annotated as cytosolic purine 5'-nucleotidase-like. The transcript has 9 exons. Gene Ontology annotation, molecular function: 5'-nucleotidase activity. Lineage: Eukaryota; Metazoa; Chordata; Aves; Trogoniformes; Trogonidae. Gene Ontology annotation, biological process: adenosine metabolic process; IMP metabolic process. The record is from RefSeq and is a predicted model, not a curated record. The annotation marks the transcript as partial.
AUGACAACCUCGUGGAGUGACCGACUCCAGAAUGCAGCGGAUCUCCCUGCAAACAUGGAUGGGCAUGCUCUGAAAAAGUACCGCCGGGAAGCUUAUCACCGGGUCUUUGUAAACAGAAGUUUAGCCAUGGAAAAGAUAAAGUGCUUUGGUUUUGAUAUGGAUUAUACACUUGCUGUGUAUAAAUCCCCUGAAUACGAAUCUCUUGGAUUUGACCUGACCGUAGAAAGAUUAGUUUCCAUUGGAUACCCUCAUGAGCUGCUCAAUUUUGUGUAUGAUCCUGCAUUCCCUACCAGAGGCCUGGUGUUUGAUACCCACUAUGGAAACCUGUUGAAAGUUGAUGCCUAUGGGAACCUGCUCGUGUGUGCACAUGGCUUUAAUUUCCUCAGAGGGCCUGAAACACGGGAUCAGUAUCCAAAUAAAUUUAUCCAGAGAGAUGACACAGAUAGGUUUUACAUUCUGAACACCUUAUUCAAUCUACCAGAAACAUACCUAUUGGCUUGUCUAGUGGAUUUCUUUACUAACUGUGACCGGUACACUAGCUGUGAAACGGGUUUUAAGGAUGGAGACCUCUUCAUGUCCUUCAGGAGUAUGUUCCAGGAUGUCAGAGAUGCUGUUGACUGGGUUCAUUACAAGGGAUCGCUCAAGGAAAAGACGCUUGAGAAUCUGGAAAAGUAUGUGGUGAAAGAUGGGAAGCUGCCGCUGCUGCUCAGCCGCAUGAAUGAAGUUGGGAAGGUGUUUCUCGUCACAAACAGUGAUUAUAAAUACACAGAC